CACCGUUCUCAUCCAAAAAUACUCCGUUUCACCAAAAAAGAAAAAGAAAAACCCUUCUUAGCUUAGCUUAGCUUAGCUUCAUCUUCUCCGAUCAACAGUCACCUCCUCUCCUCCUUAUUUUGCGUCGCCUCGCCGGAAAGACAGAAAACAGAGAGAGAGAGAGAGAUUCGUGUAAAUUAGGGUUUCUUUCGCCAAAGAGAGGCUUCAAACCUGACCUCUUUUUUCUUAUCUUUUUUCCCUUUCGCAGAGCGAGCGACUCGCGAAAAGAAGAUCCUGCUCCUGAUCUAGUUCGCAAAAUCGUAGAAUCAUUCGAAUUUGCGAUUCAGAUCUCCAUUUUUUACUACCUUGCUUCUCAGGAAGGAUGUUCGGUUCAAACCCUUUUGGGCAGUCAUCGUCGAGCCCUUUCGGCUCUCAAUCGGUUUUUGGACAGACCAAUUCGAGUAGCAAUCCUUUUGCUCCUAAGCCGUUUGGUAGUACAGCUCCAUUUGGUUCGCAAACCGGUGGUUCCAUAUUUGGAGGUACGUCCACUGGGGUGUUUGGAACAGCUCAACCGGCUUCUCCGUUCGGUGCUUCAUCUUCACCGGCUUUCGGUAGUUCACAACCCGCUUUUGGGUCAUCUUCAACUCCUGCUUUUGGUAGUUCAUCGUCAUCGUUUGGUGGAUCGUCGGUUUUUGGUCAGAAGCCUGCCUUUGGAGGCUUUGGAUCUACUCCUACUCAAACAAGUCCAUUUGGUGCCGCUCAGCCAUCACAACCAGCUUUUGGAAGCAGCAUAUUUGGUUCCUCAACGCCUUUUGGUGCAUCAUCUCAGCCAGCAUUUGGUGCGACGAGCACUCCGGCAUUUGGUGCUACGAGCACCCCUGCAUUUGGUGCAACGAGCACCCCUGCAUUUGGUGCAACAAGCACCCCUGCAUUUGGUGCAACUAGCACCCCUGCUUUUGGUGCUACAAGCAGUCCUGCAUUCGGUGCAACUAGCACCCCUGCAUUUGGUUCAACCUCAAGUCCAACUUUUGGUAGCGCAGGGAGUGCAUUUGGGGUGUCAAGUACUCCUGUAUUUGGUAGUGGGGGGGCAUUUGGGGCUUCAAGUAACCCUAUGUUUGGUUCAUCAAGUACAUCUGCGUUUGGCACUUCAAGCAGUCCAUUUGGGGCCUCUAGUACUCCUGCUUUUGGGGCCUCUAGUACCCCAGCAUUUAGUUUUGGAUCCACUCCUCAAGCUUUUGGUCAAUCGUCUUCUGCAUUUGGUAACAGCAGCCCAUUUGGGAGUACAGCCUCACCCUUUGGAGGUCAAAGUUCAGCGUUUGGAUCCCAAACUCCGACAUCAACUUUUGGAAAUACUGGUGGGCAGUCAGGUUUUGGAGGUCAACAACGGGGUGGAAGUAGAGUAGCUAGUUACACAGCAACAACUGAAGCAGAUAGUGGUACCUCUGGACAGACUGCAAAAUUGGAGUCCAUAUCUGCCAUGCCUAUUUACAAAGACAAAAGUCACGAGGAACUAAGAUGGGAGGACUAUCAAUUGGGAGAUAAAGGUGGACCACUUCCCUCUGCGCUGUCAACCGGAUUGACAGGCUUUGGUUCGUCUACGACACCGACAAAUGCCUUUUCUCCUUCACCAGUGUUUGGUCAAUCAUCAGCCAAUCCUUUCUCUAGCACAACACCUAAUUCUAACCCUUUUGCGCCAAAGAGUUCACCUUUUUCUUCUGGAUUUGGAACUUCGGCUACUCCUGCAUUCAGUUCAUCAGCUUUUGGUUCUUCAACAUCAGCAGCAGCACCUUCUCUUUUUGGCUCAACCCCAUCUCCAUUUGGAGCCAACUCUUCUUCAACACCCAGCUUUGGGCAAUCUCCAUCCCUGUUUAAUACUGCUCCUACUCAGGCUACAUCUUCACCAUUUGGCAAUAGCAUUUUUGGCAACACACUGUCAUCCCCAUUAUUUAGUUCUGCAGCCCCUACAGGUGGACAGACAGCUUCUGCUUUUGGACAGAAUACAUCCCCCUUUGGACAGACUACUACACCUUCUUUCAGUCAACCAAGUUUGUUCAAUUCACCUUCUUCUGGGCUUGUUGGAAGUAUUUUCUCAUCAAGUGCACCACUCACUUCUAAUAAUCUUACAGGUUUUGGUCAAACAGCGCCGUCCAUUUCAACACCUUUUCAAUCUGCACAACCUGCUCAGUCGAGUGGUGCUUUUGGCUUUGGCAACUUUGGCCAGACACAACCUGUUGGUGCAAGCAGCUUCGGUGGCACUCCAGGAAUGUUUGGUCAGAAUAAUUUUGGACUUGUGUCUUCUACCCCCCUGAGUUCUGUGGCUGUACAAGCAGUUCCGAAUACAAAUCCAUUUGGAACACUUCCUGCAUUGCCUCAGAUGUCAAUUGGUCGAGUUGGAACUACUCCUUCAAUUCAAUAUGGAAUCUCUAGCAUGCCUGCCCUAGACAAACCUGCUCCUGUUAGAAUAUCGUCUUUAUUGACAUCUCGGCAUCUCUCACAACGACGAAUAAGGCUUCCUGUCAGGAAAUAUCAUUCUAAGAAUGAUGGUCCAAAGGUUGCAUUCUUUAGUGAUGAUGAGGAUACUCCAACAACACCCAAGGCUGAUGCUCUGUUCAUUCCUAGGGAAAAUCCAAGGGCGUUGAUAAUUUGUCCCGUGGAGCAGUGGCCAGGAAAGGCUUCUGAGAAGGCAUCAACAUUUAAGGAUAGAUCCAUCCCAGUGAAUGAGAAUGAGAGUGCUGUAGAAAAUGGUUUUGUCAAGGAGCAAGCUCAGCCUAUAUCGACAAAGCCAACAUCCAAUGGGAGCAAUGAAGAUCAUUCUCCACAAAAGGCGGACGUGUACAAGACACUCAGAGGUCACAGAGCUGGUGAGGCUGCCAUUGUAUAUGAACAUGGAGCUGACGUUGAGGCACUAAUGCCAAAACUGCGGCGAUCUGAUUACUACACACUGCCUCGGAUACAUGAACUGGCAGCCAAAGAAAGAGCUGAACCUGGAUUCUGCAGUCAUGUUAAGGACUUCGUGGUUGGAAGGCAAGGUUAUGGCAGCAUCAGAUUCUUGGGUGAGACGGACAUACGAGGGCUCGAUCUCGAGUCCCUCAUUCAGUUUAACAACCGGGAGGUGAUUGUAUACAUGGAUGAUUCAAAGAAACCCCCUGUGGGACAAGGGCUGAAUAAGCCUGCUGAGGUUACACUACUCAACAUAAAAUGUUUCGACAAAAAAACUGGACAUCAGUAUACAGAAGGGCCAAAGAUCGAGAAAUACAAGGAGAUGCUCAAGAGAAAGACUGAGGACCAAGGUGCUGAAUUUGUAUCAUAUGAUCCCACUAAAGGAGAGUGGAAGAUCAGGGUCAGCCAUUUCAGCAUCUACAAGCUGGUAGAAGAUGAAAACAGUCGGAUAAAUGAUGGCAACUAAGGGUUGGUCCGUUUGAUUCGAUACGGUGGAUGACCACAGUAGAUUUGAUAGUUUCAGAACCAAUGUUCUGCUUUAAAGUUUAUUUUGUUUUUUUCCCUGUAAAUUGUCACUGUAUUGUGUGGAUAUAGCUUGGGCCAAUGUUGUUGAUGUGCUUAUCUUGCUUUGGGGAUAUUUACGGUUGGGGAUGUUCAAAUAUGGGUUUCCUAGGAUCAUUUUUUACGUAAAUUUUGAUUCGCAUAGCUGUUAUGGUUAUUUUCAACUUUUAUUUUUGUGAAUUAUGAUGUUUUGUAUGACACUUUUUAUUUCAAUAAGUUGAUUUAGAGUUCAGUAAAA
Glycine soja is the source of this 3718-nucleotide messenger RNA. RefSeq names its product nuclear pore complex protein NUP98A-like. Gene Ontology annotation, molecular function: structural constituent of nuclear pore. The transcript has 11 exons. NCBI's taxonomy places the organism in Eukaryota, Viridiplantae, Streptophyta, Magnoliopsida, Fabales, Fabaceae. The record is from RefSeq and is a predicted model, not a curated record. Gene Ontology annotation, biological process: post-transcriptional tethering of RNA polymerase II gene DNA at nuclear periphery; RNA export from nucleus; protein import into nucleus. Gene Ontology annotation, cellular component: nuclear pore cytoplasmic filaments; nuclear pore. Bases 362 to 3385 code for a protein of 1007 amino acids.